Drosophila kikkawai is the source of this 1073-nucleotide messenger RNA. RefSeq names its product lectin-46Cb (gene lectin-46Cb). Gene Ontology annotation, molecular function: signaling receptor activity. The record is from RefSeq and is a predicted model, not a curated record. Lineage: Eukaryota; Metazoa; Arthropoda; Insecta; Diptera; Drosophilidae.
CUGAUUCCGGCCACUGUGCAUAGGUGGAUCGACAGCGAUAUGAAGCAUCUACUGGCAGCACUAGUGACCCUGCUGACAGUCCUGCCGCGAGAGCAGGAUCUGGUCCUGGGCGAGGGUAAAGCCUGCUCGCAACGCUAUUUGAGGAGGAUCAAUGGCAAGUGCUACUACUUUUCUGUGUCCAAGUUGAACUGGUUUGGGGCCUUGAACAACUGCUUGCGCAAGGGACUGACCCUUGCGGACCUAAGCAAUUCCCGGGACUUUGACGGAGCCAUCGGCUUCAUGAGCUCCCUGGGCAACACGGAGGACUUCUGGUUCGGCGGCAACGAUCUUUACCACGAGGGCCGCUUCCAGUACAUCAGCAAUGGACGGCUGGUGCGUUACUACAGCAACUUCAGCAAUGUGCUGCCCGCGGAGCACUCCGAGUGCGAUGACUGCUUGGAGGUGCGAAUCCGAGACAAAAUGAACAUGGUGGCGGCGGAAAACUGCCUGGAGCGGCAGUACUUCAUCUGCUCAGAGCGCUACUGUGAUCCUAAUUCAAUUGAUAAGAAAAGGCCGAAGCAUCACAGCCACGAGCAUCUGCAUCACUUUCACCACGACAUCGGCGACGAUGGCGACAGCGAGGGAGAGGGGGAAGAUAACGCAGGCAUGGCCUUCAAAGAGAACAUGCUGCCCAUUGCCAGUGCAUCGAAGGAGGAAACCAACAAUUCUGAGGUGGACAUAGGAGCAGCAGAAUUGCCGACAACUCUGGCUCCCGCUGAAGAAGAAACUUUAACCAGCACCACAACAGCGGGAGGGGAAGGAGAAACUGAAUCCACUACCACCACACCAGCAGGGGAAGGAGAAACAGAAGCCACCACCACACCACCAGCAGGUGAAGGAGAAACAGAAGCCCCCAAAGCAGCAGGGGAAGGAGAAUCAGAAGCCCCCAAACCAGCAGAGGAAGGAGAAACAGAAGCCCCAAUAGCUCCCCCUUAAGUAUCCCCGCCAGUCUCAUGAGCUAUAGCUUAUAGCCAAUUGAAACCUACAAUUCUUUUCGAUUUGAAAUAAAUAAAUAAAAUGGUCAACCUUUAAAA